AUGGAUCGAUUCUCCGCAAGCAGGACCCCGGUUUCGAGAUCUGGCAUGAUAGAGAAAAUCCAGGGACCCAAAAUAUGGAAGUUGGCAAUCAGCAGUAUAAAUGGCUCCAGCGCCAAGGGGAAAGAUCAACCCAACAGCGUCCUCUUUCUUUCUUCUUGGAAGGUCUUUAACGUCGCGACUUACGGUGCAAAGGGCGAUGGCAGUUCAGACAUUAGCCAGGCCUUGCUGAGUGCAUGGAAAGAGGCGUGCGCAUCCACCACUCCUGCUAAAGUGCUGAUCCCGGGGGGAACGUUCGCGCUGACGGAGGUUGCCCUGGACGGCCCCUGCAGCCCCGUGGAGUUCGAGCUCCAAGGCACAUUGAAGGCCCCAGCGGACCCGAGCCUCUUCAAGACCGACGGUUGGGUCGUGUUCCAACACAUUGACGGCCUCACCAUGUCGGGCGGCGGGACCUUUGACGGCCAGGGCAAGACAGCCUGGGGGCAGAACGACUGCGACAAGAACACGGACUGCCGUACUCUCCCCACCAAUUUGAGGUUCAACUUCGUCACCAAUGCCUUAAUCCAUGACGUAACGACGCUCGACAGCAAGAAUUUCCAGGUAAACGUCUUGGGCGCCAAGAACAUGACGUUCCAGAAUUUCCACGUGAAUGCGCCGGCCGACAGCAUCAACACGGACGGGAUCCACAUUGGACGGUCGGACGGGGUCAACAUCCUCGACAGCGACAUCAAGACAGGGGACGACUGCGUCUCCCUUGGUGACGGGAGCCGGCAGAUCACUGUCAGGGUGACCUGCGGUCCGGGCCACGGCAUCAGCGUCGGCAGCCUCGGGAAGUAUGAAAACGAAGAGCCCGUGGAGGGUGUCUUCGUCACGAACUGCACCAUCAUUGGUGCGGAUAACGGUGUGAGGAUCAAGACUUGGCCUGCGUCGAAACCCGGCACGGCUUCUGACAUGCAUUUCGAGGAUAUCCAGAUGGACAAUGUCCUCAACCCUGUGAUCCUAGACCAGGGAUACUGCCCAUUUGACCAGUGCAAAGCAGGGGUUCCUUCCCUUAUCAAGAUAAGCAAAGUCAGCUUCAAGAAAAUCAGGGGAACCUCAGCAUCCCAGGUCGCGGUGAAGGUCUUGUGCAGCCAAAGCGUGCCGUGCCAAGAAGUCGAGAUUGCGGACAUCGACCUCGUGUAUAAUGGCCCCGAAGGCCCCGCCACAUCAGAGUGUGCCAACGUCAAGCCUGUGCUCUCUGGCAAGCUAAACCCUGCGGCUUGUGCCAAGCCAAACAUUCCCACAAAGGUCAAGAUCUCAGAUGUGAGCUUUAGGGACAUCCGAGGAACGUCUGCAACACCACUUGCUGAGAAGCUUGGUUGUGGAAGAGGAGUGCCUUGCCAGAAACUGGAGCUUGCUGAUAUUAACUUGAGGUAUAAAGGGAGGAACGGGGCCGCCACGUCGCAGUGCGCGAACGUAAAGCCUACGAUCACCGGGAAAUCAUCCCUGCCCUCUGCGUGGGGUUGCGAAGUUGACCGAUCUUCAUAUUCACCGGGCAUGUGA
Messenger RNA from Eucalyptus grandis, 1539 nucleotides. Its product is annotated as exopolygalacturonase. NCBI's taxonomy places the organism in Eukaryota, Viridiplantae, Streptophyta, Magnoliopsida, Myrtales, Myrtaceae. Gene Ontology annotation, biological process: carbohydrate metabolic process. The record is from RefSeq and is a predicted model, not a curated record. Gene Ontology annotation, molecular function: polygalacturonase activity.